This is a messenger RNA of Trypanosoma grayi, 1449 nucleotides long. RefSeq names its product putative MCAK-like kinesin. Gene Ontology annotation, cellular component: spindle; microtubule; centrosome. NCBI's taxonomy places the organism in Eukaryota, Euglenozoa, Kinetoplastea, Trypanosomatida, Trypanosomatidae. The record is from RefSeq and is a predicted model, not a curated record. The transcript has a single exon. Gene Ontology annotation, biological process: microtubule-based movement. Gene Ontology annotation, molecular function: microtubule motor activity; ATP binding; microtubule binding. Bases 1 to 1449 code for a protein of 482 amino acids.
AUGCCGAGCAUACCUUUGGUUGCUGAACUCGGUGCCAAAAGCACUGAAUUUCAGCGUUUGCUCGAUACGACUGAAGCACCAGAAGCUGUGAAGAAGAAGCUUCGUCCGACCAUGGACCCAGAGGAACUUUUCACGUCGCAGGAUUCCCGAAUUUUUGUGCGAUGUCGUCCUAUCAUACCCUUUGAUCAGGAAGAUAUGAAUAACAAAAGCAUUAUUGUUAAAGUGGAGGGGCGUCGUGACCUUGUUGUAAUGGCUCCGAAAAUUUCCUUAGCGGGACAAUGCCUACUUGAGCCCCAUAGUGUGAAUCUCGAUGGUGUCUUUGCUGGGACGGAUGAUACAGAAAAGGUAUACAGGGAGUCGUGUUACCCUCUCGUAAACUUAUCGGUUGAAGGCGCAUCUACUUGUGUUUUGUGUUAUGGACAAACAGGAAGCGGAAAAACGUACACGACAACGGGUAUUCUACAACUUGUGUCGAAGGAUCUGGCUCCAUAUUUCGCCACACAUGAUAUAUUCAUUACGGUCAUUGAGAUCCGGGCGAGCAAAAACAUUGAUCUUCUUACAGGCACCGAUGCACAGGUUGUUGAAGAUGUAUCUGGAGAACUCAAGAUCCGUGGUGCCGAUGCCUUUGAAUGUUCUAAUGAAGAAAUGUUAUGGGCAGCUUUUGAAGAGGCAGCUUCACAGCGAAUGACAAAAGCAACUGGUCGAAAUGAGGCAUCUUCGCGUUCGCAUAUGGUGACAUGCAUACGAAUUGUUUCCAAAAACAGCACUUGGGCAAAACCUGGAGAGCUUUUUAUAGUCGAUCUGGCGGGGAGCGAAAACACAGCCGAUAGUGCAACACAUGAUAAAGAACGGCAAAUGGAAGCCAAGUUUAUCAAUACUUCGCUGAUGACUCUAAAGGAAUGCAUUCGUUCCCGUGCCAUGGCGGCCACGAGUUCAAAUCACUUGCAUAUUCCAUUCAGGAGGUCACCCUUGACACUUUUGCUUCGAGAUUGCUUUGAAAUUGCCGUGAGACGGCCAACCAAGACGGUGAUGAUAGCAUGUGUCUCACCUCUAUUAAGAGAUUCCAGGCACACAAUUAAUACUUUGAGAUAUGCAGCCCUACUUGCGGUAUCUCCACCAGCGCGCGUUGUUGCUGAUGACCCCGACGAUCCAAAUGGGUUUGACAGAAAACAAGCACUGGAGUUUUUGUGUCAGUGUUCAAGAGGAAGGAUCACAGCACCCGAGUUUAUUCUCCCCGAAGGAGACGGACGCACUUUGGUUCACAUUCCAGAAGCAGAGUUCAUUCGUCGUAUAAUGGAAUCGCACGCCAAUAUUGGUGAAAAGGGAGCAAAACAGAUAUAUACAUCAGUAUGGCAGAAGGUUGUCGACGCUAGAACAAAGGGCCGAAAGGUUAUGACAGCAGCAAAGAAGGCGCCCAUCGGUCCAAGAUGUGCUUAUUCAAGGAAGUGA